Messenger RNA from Colletotrichum acutatum, 831 nucleotides. RefSeq names its product ubiquitin family protein. The record is from RefSeq and is a predicted model, not a curated record. Gene Ontology annotation, molecular function: protein tag activity; ubiquitin protein ligase binding. Bases 224 to 457 code for a protein of 77 amino acids. Lineage: Eukaryota; Fungi; Ascomycota; Sordariomycetes; Glomerellales; Glomerellaceae. Gene Ontology annotation, cellular component: nucleus; cytoplasm. Gene Ontology annotation, biological process: protein neddylation; regulation of proteolysis; modification-dependent protein catabolic process. The transcript has 4 exons.
AGGUCCCCCUCCCCUGCUCGGCUUACAGAAGAGCCCCUCCCCCACCACGACUUCCUGCCUGCGGAUAGCUCGAGAUUAAUCGUGCAACCGUCACAUCCUCAACCAACAAACCACACGACCCCGCCAAGUCGAAUUCGAAUACCACACAACCUCGCCUUCUCUACCUCUUCUCGAAUCCAAACUCAACUCCACAGAUCGUUGUCGAUAUUCCACACACGCCACAAUGUUGAUCAAGGUGCGAACACUUACUGGCAAGGAGAUUGAGCUGGACAUCGAGAACGAAUAUAAGGUCUCUCAAAUCAAGGAGAAGGUUGAGGAGAAGGAAGGCAUUCCGCCCGUCCAGCAAAGACUCAUCUACGGUGGAAAGCAAAUGGUCGACGACAAGUCCGCAUCCGAAUAUGGCCUCGAGGCUGGCGCUACGUUGCAUUUGGUUCUCGCCCUCCGUGGCGGGAACUAGACUUAUUUCUGACAACGGCUUUGAGCAAGAGAAGACAGGAUAGGAAACAAUACGCAGCUCAGGUGGUUUCAGCGUUGUUGAGACAGAGCAAAUAUCGACUACAGAGCCGAUAGGGGAUGAUAUGCAGUAGCAACGUCUAUUUGCGACAUGGGAGUAUCGAAUAUUGCCUGUCCAAAGGAUGGGGGAUCUCGAGUCAGGCUGUAAAUGCCAGCCUCAACUCUCAAAAGACAAGGACUGCAUUGGGAUAUGGCAUCAAGGGAACAAUAGACUAGCGUGGAAAGGCUGCCUGCGAUAAUCCGUACAUGGAGAAUAGAGCUAGUCACAUGAACGUAGCAGGAAUCAAAGAAAUGGUGCCGAGUUAAAAGCAAAUGGGU